This is a messenger RNA of Caenorhabditis elegans, 1301 nucleotides long. RefSeq names its product Phosphorylated adapter RNA export protein (gene Y71H2B.2). The record is from RefSeq and is marked reviewed. The coding region runs from base 2 to 1027 and encodes 341 amino acids. Lineage: Eukaryota; Metazoa; Nematoda; Chromadorea; Rhabditida; Rhabditidae. The transcript is spliced from 4 exons. Gene Ontology annotation, cellular component: nucleus; cytoplasm. Gene Ontology annotation, biological process: snRNA export from nucleus.
AAUGGCAUUCCGUAAGCGUCGUCACGAUUCGGAAGGAGAUUCCGAUGAAGAGAGACUUCCGAUCAAUAAAGAUGAAGAUGAGGAUCUGAAAGCUGAACCGGCAAAAAAGUCGAAAAACAUGUGGUCAGAUAUGUUGCUCGAGGAGCAACUUCUCGAAAAAGGUCAACAAAUUAAUUUGGAUCGAACAUCAAGAAAGCAGCCAAAUGUUUCACGUGGUCCUGAAUCUUAUUUGAUGCCACAGGACGAAUUUCAGCGGAAACAAUCGAGAAAUGCUAAUCAAAAGAAAAAGAAUGAGGUGUUCGAUAAGCCCGUAGUCCUUGUCACCCCAGCAAGCGAUGAUCUCUUCGGAGACGCUCCAUCAGCUUUAAACGAGGAUUUUGGAGUGAAAAAGAACGAUGUGAAGCUGCCAAAAGACGAUGAAGCUGGAUGGUGGGGAAAGAAAGGUGCAAAUAAGAGAUAUAAUGAUCGAAUGGGAUAUCAUUCUGGAGGUCCUCGACAACCUUAUCCACGAAAGACAACUGGUCAACUGAUGGCUUCUGAGUAUUCACUGGAAUCUAUGGUUGCAGCUGAAUUUGCUCCGAAUUUGAGUACGAAAGAGUUGGGAACUCAGAUGGCCGCCGCAAUGGGAGAAAAGGAUCCGGAUACGGUGAAAAAGAUUACAAACGCGAUUGGCUCGGAACUAUCGAUUAAAUUAUUCAAUGAGACAAAAGAAAUCGAGCAAAAUGGUGGAAUGAAGACUGCGGAUGGAAGUCGUCGUCGGACUCCCGGUGGAGUAUUCAUUACACUUUUCAAGAUGGAUUCAUCGGUUAGCCGAGAGAUUAAGGAUGGCAUUUUUGGAGAUAUGAGGAAUGCUGAAAAAGAGAGAACUAAGAAGAAGAAGGGAGAGAAACAGUUUACGAGACAGCUUGAAGAUAUGAAGAAAACGAUGGAACUCGCCGCUCAAGCCGAAACCGAUUUGGCAAACGAAGAGCAGCUCGCCACCGCCGUGGAUGCUCCAUUCAGUGACGAUGCAGUCGAUAUGGUCUAAUUGAAUUUUCCCGGUUUAACUCUUUGUCUCAUUGUUCUCUUUGUUUCAAUUUUAAUCUCCCACUUUUCAAAUCGACGGUCGAGUUUUCUCCUAUUUUCUAGGCCACCUCUCAAAUAUCCAACAUCAUGUUCCAUUGUCAAAAUGUUGUUCAAUUGUUAUUCUUCUCCCCUUCUCAUUUUUUUCCCACUUUUUGUAAAAGAGCACAAAUUGGCGUCAAUUUUGCUCUUAUGUGUCCCUGCCCAAUGGAUAAUAUAAGUUAAUAAAGUCGACUAUA